GGGGUUUGUAGCAAGUUCCUUCAACAUUGGAAAAAUUAUAGCUACAUAUGUUUCUAUAGUAUUCUAGUAAGUUCCUACACUGUCCCAGAGUCUCCGUGUGCAGUCAGCAAUGAACUAACUUCAGUACUUUCAUCAUCUCGAAGUUUCCGGAUUUUUCCGGAUUGAUACCGAGUCCGGCAUACUAUAUUUGGUAUGAUUGAUCAUGCUCGAUUCUCGAAAGCCAUCUUGGCAAGCAAGGAGUGGAACACAUGAAAUUAUAACAUCAGAAAGAACUGCUACUCUAGCAGACUACUUCGACUACAGGUUCUGGCUCAGGGCCAUGUCUGAUGAGCAGGGGGCAUGGCAUGGCAUCAUAACGGUCGUCAUGUGCAUAGUGCACAGCCUCCGGCUUGGAUGGGUCCUCCAGCCGAGGCAAAGUCUUGAGAAACCCUGGGGCUCCUCAAUAGCUUUUUCCCUCGAUUUCUGUCCGGUCCAGACGACUACUCCAACAUAUGGUUUAACCUUUCGUGGAAUCAGUGUCCACAUGGCCAGUGCCCGGUCCGACUCCUCGUCAGAAACGGACGCCACCAAAUUUCUGUUGGGCUCGGAGAUAUUCUUUGACAUCACGUAUUGUCCGGUUUUCCUCGGGCGUCGGGUGUUUGCGAGCAGGGGGAUUGGUCGACAGCUCGAGGGUCGAGUUAUGACGCUGCAGUAGCGCGGGUUAAUUUACUAGUGCAUCCGAUGGGGUGAUUGCCGUUAUUGAUGUGAUUGGCGUGGGACGUUAUGAGAUCAGUGCGUAUGGAGAACUUAACAUCCGUUAGGACGCCACCUCGGACAUGCAGGAAGGUAUGUUA
Guyanagaster necrorhizus is the source of this 833-nucleotide messenger RNA. RefSeq lists its product as uncharacterized. The coding region runs from base 203 to 694 and encodes 163 amino acids. The transcript is spliced from 2 exons. The record is from RefSeq and is a predicted model, not a curated record. Lineage: Eukaryota; Fungi; Basidiomycota; Agaricomycetes; Agaricales; Physalacriaceae.